AUGGAACCAGAUUGCAAUGAGGAGAAACAAGAGGUGGAAAUAGUCCUUGAUGAUGAAGGAAACCCCCUGGUGCCUCCUUUGACUGGUCAGGAGCUCAAGGUUCAGCAGAGUUUGGCUAGAGCUGUCUUCCAAGCUGCCUAUGCAAAAUUUACUGGAAAGGCCAAGGCCAAAAUUUCCUGGGGCUUGCUUAUCAAGUCCCCUUCGGAGUAUCUGGAUUCAUAUUCCAUCCCAGAGGGAUUUGUGAUGAAGGAUCCUUCCAAGUGGACCAAGGCUGGCCUUAGGUUGCUUUGGAACCAUUGGCAUUCCUUAGAGGAUGAUGAUAAGGUGAUUGUUGCAUUUAUCAAGUGCAAAAAGGAUGAUGAGCCUUUGGGAAGGCCCUUUGUUCAGAAAUAUGCCUCUAAAAAGAGUGUGUGGCCCAGUGGAGUGGCUGGGGCAUCAGACUCAGAGGCAGAGGUGGACACAGGCAUGGGUAAGCAAUCCCAGGUAACUUCUUUGGAGGACCAAAUUAGGCUCAACUCCCUGGCCUCCUCAUCUCAAAAAAAACCUCAUGACUCCAGCCCUGCAUGGCAUGCUGAUGGGGACCAGAUCAAAUUUUUAAAGUCACUUUGUGUCAUGCCCAGGUACCAGGAGCAUAUUGAUCUUGUAUAUGCCUUACUAGAGACAGAACCUGAUAUGGAACCCACCUCCCCAUUACCUGAAUGGGCAUCCUGGACUUGGAGUGCCCAGUAUCUACCCCAAGAGAUCCAUAUCCAGGGGGAUUCCUUCUGGAAGGCACUGGGUCAAUUGCAAUCAGAAAGGUUUGCUUGCAUGUCAAAAGGUGUUCCUGUGGUACUUGGAUUUGGUAUCUUGUGGAGGGAGUGUAAGCAGGCACAGGAAGUGGAAGAGGAUGACCCAGAAGUUGUCAAUCUGGGCUGCUUGCUGAACUCCAAGCUUGACAUCAACAGAGGGGAAGAUGUUAUGGCUGCCAUGGGGGUGGUGAUUUCAAGGCUUCAGCAAAAUUCAGGUGACUCAGAGGGGGUGGGAGGCACUGAAAAAAUCAUGGGAGGAGAUACAGAGGACUUCAGUGGUUAUGGGAAGGGUGGUGAGGAGAAGGAUACACAGGAUAACAGGAAAAGGAAAAGGAAAAGGGGAGGCAGUGAGAAUGUCAAGAGGAAGAAGAAGAUGACAAGGGGGGUUUCAGGGGAGGAUGGGGGUCAGGGGAAAGAGAGCAAGAGAUCUAGCAGAAAGAGGCAGCCAAGCAAGAGAGCUCUGGGACAGGCCUGA
Pisolithus orientalis is the source of this 1263-nucleotide messenger RNA. RefSeq lists its product as uncharacterized. The transcript is spliced from 4 exons. Lineage: Eukaryota; Fungi; Basidiomycota; Agaricomycetes; Boletales; Pisolithaceae. The coding region runs from base 1 to 1263 and encodes 420 amino acids. The record is from RefSeq and is a predicted model, not a curated record.